AUGUCUCUCCACGAGAAAACAGACAGUGACGACCCCAGUCCCAGCGCCGUUCCCAACCCCAACCCCAACCCACUGGGCCUGGACGAGGCCGAGCUCGCGUGCCUCGCCCGCCAGAUCGAUCUUCCCGCGAGCACGGCCGGCUACGGAGCAAUCUAUCGCUAUGCGGACCGGGUAGAUCGCCUCGUGAUGUUUGUCAGCGGUGUCGCGGCCUGCGGCGCUGGCUCUACGAUGCCACUGAUGACGAUUGUUUUCGGAUCGUUGAUUGGGAAAUUCUCGGACCGCACCGACGCCUCGCAGCAACUGUCCUCCUUUUCCAGCGACGUCAGCAGCCUGUGCCUCUACUUUGUCUACGUUGGCGUGGGCGGUCUCGUCUGCUACAGUCUGUUCCUCGCCGGCUUCACGUGGACCGGCCAGCGGAUUGCGCAGCGGAUGCGCGCGGCGUACCUCGCGGCGCUGCUGCGGCAGAACGCGGCCUUUCUGGACGCCCUGGGCACGGGCGCGGUCACGACGCAGAUCACGGCCGACAUGAACGCGGUGCAGGAGGGCGUCUCGCAAAAGGUCGGGCUGAUCGUGCAGGGCGUGGCCACGUUUGUCAGCGCCCUCGUCGUGUCGUUUCUGCGCAGCUGGCGCCUGGCCCUCGUCAUGCUCAGCCUGCCGGUGGCCGUCACCGCCUUCAUGGUCGUCGUCGGCGUGCGCAUGAAGGGCGCGCAGGGCGCGGCCCUCGCGCGAUUUGCGGACGCGGCGUCGUUUGCCGAAGAGGCCAUCGCGUCGAUGCGCACGGUGGCCGCGUACGGCGUGCAGCGGAGGUUUGCGCGGCGCUACGACGCGGCCCUCGCGCCGGCCCUGCGCGCCGACGUCCGGGCCAAGAGCUGGCUGGGCGUCUUGAUCGGCGGCAUGAUGUGCAUGAUGCUGUCGUCGUUUGCGCUGGCCUGUUGGGCGGGCCACCUGUUCCUGGCGGCCGGCCGCAUCACGACGGCGCAGAUUGUCACCGUGCAGUUUGCCAUGAUGACCGGCGCCGUGCUCUUUGGCAACAUCGCGCCGCAUCUGCAGGCCGUGGGACUCGCCGCCACCGCCGCCAACCGCAUCUUUGCCGUCAUCGACCGCACGCCCACCAUCGACGCCGACGCCCCCGACGCCGUCACGCCCGACCGCCUCGACGGCCACAUCGAGUUCCGCGCCGUCCAGCUCGUCUACCCGGCGCGCAUCGGCCAUCUAGUCCUCGACAGCAUCUCGCUCGACGUGCCUGCGGGGUCGACCGUGGCGGUGGUCGGACCCUCGGGGUCCGGCAAGUCCAGCCUCGUGCAUCUUCUGCAGCGGUUCUACGCGCCGCUGCGCGGCCAGGUCCUGGUCGACGGCCGCAACAUCGAGGACGUGCGUCUGCGGUGGCUGCGGUGCAAGAUGCGCAUGGUCAGCCAGGAGCCGUUCCUCUUUGACGCGACCGUCUUCGACAACAUUGCCUACGGCCUCGUCGGCACCGAGCACGAACACGCCGGCCACGCGGCCAAGCAAAAACUGGUCGAGGACGCGGCCAAGGCGGCCGACGCGCACGAGUUCAUCCUGCAGCUGCCCGCGGGCUACCAGGCGCGCGUCGGCGCGGUCGGCGGGCGCCUGAGCGGCGGCCAGCGCCAGCGCAUUGCCGUGGCCCGCGCCGUCGUGAGCCGCCCCCAGAUCCUCCUGCUCGACGAGGCCACCGCCGCGCUCGACACCAAAUCCGAGGCGCGGCUGCAGGCGGCGCUCGCGCGCAGCGGCCGCGAGACGCGACGCACCACCAUUGUGAUUGCCCACCGCCUGUCGACCGUCCGGCACGCCGACACCAUCGUCGUCAUGGAGCACGGCGUCAUCACAGAACAGGGCACGCACGCCGACUUGCUCGCCAAGGCGGGGACGUAUGCCUCGCUCGCCGCCGCCCAGGACCUCGACGACGAUGCCGCUGCUCGGCAAGGCACAGACGUGGACAGGGGAAGCGGACGCGCUGCGGCCGGUGGUGAAAAGGUCCAAGCGGCUGCGCCUACAGCUGCGGCUGCGGCUGCCGUGCUCCCGCAAGACACUGCCAAGACGUCGUCGACCGGCGAUCCGGACAAGGACACGGAGACCCAGGGCCUGGCGCAGCAGGUCGAGGCUGGUUCCGGCGGGGCGGCCCGCCUCGGGUCGAUCGGCUUCCUCUGGGCGCUCAACCGGCCCGAACAGACCGUCAUGGUCGUCGGCCUCGUCGGCAGCGCCGUCACGGGCCUCGCCUACCCCCUGACGGCCAUCUUCUUCGGCAACAUGGUCCUCGGCUUCACGGACCCCGGCUCGACGCUGGGCGGCUACGGCGUCGGCUUCUGGGCCGGCAUGCAGCUGCUGCUCGCCGCCGUCAUCCUCGCCGCCUUUUUGGUCCAGAACCUCGCGUUUGCCUUUGCGUCGGCGCGCCUCGUCGUGCGCGCCCGCAGCGUCGCCUUUGCCGCCAUCCUGCGCCAGGACAUGGUCUUUUUUGCGCAGCCGGACCACAGCCACAGCCACAGCAACAGCGCCGGCGCCCUCGCCGCCUUUUUGUCGGUCCAGGCCAACCGCCUCAACGGCCUCAGCGGCGCCAUCCUCGGCCACGUGCUCGGCAGCGUCUUUGCCGUCGUCGCCGGCCUCGUCGUCGCCGUGGCCUUUGGCUGGAAGCUGGGCCUCGUCGCCGCGAGUCUCAUGCCGCUCGUCUUUGCCACGGGCUUUGCGCGCUACCGCGUCCUGGCCGCCCUCGAGGCCAAGAACACGCGCGACGCCGCCGCCGCCGCCGCCGUUGUCGCCGAGGCCGUGCGCGGCGCCCGCACCGUCGCCGCGCUGGGGCUCGAGGACACCGUCGCGCAGCAGUACCGCGCGCAACUGGGCGGCGAGGCGCGCGCCGGCCGUGCGCGCGCUUUGCUGCUGGCCGUCCUGUACGGCGCCAGCCAGUCCGUCGUCGUCUUCGGCUCGGCGCUGCUCUUCUGGUACGGCGGCACCCAUCUGCUGGCCGGGCCCGACGGCUACACGGUCCAGCGCUUUCUCAUCUGCUACGUCGCUACCACGUACGCGGCCCAGGCCGCCGGCGGCAUCUUCUCGUAUGCACCGGACAUCGCCGGUGCCCAAGAGGCCGUCCGGCAGCUGCGGCGCCUGCUGGCCGCCGUCCCCGGCAUUGAUGUGGAGGCGGACGACGCCCGCGACGCCGUUGUGGAUGUGGCCGCCGACGACCUCGCCGGUGACGUCGAGCUGCGCGCCGUGGACUUUGCCUAUCCCGGCAAGACGGUUCGCGCCCUCGACCAGGUGUCUCUGCAAGCUGGCGCCGGCACCGGCGUCGGCCGUGUCGUCGCGCUGGUCGGCGCCAGCGGCAGCGGCAAGAGUUCCGUCCUCAACUUGCUCGAGCGCCUCUACGACCCGAGCGCCGGCCACGUCCUGGCCAACGGCCGGGACCUCCGCCACCUGCACCUCCAGCGCUACCGUCACCAGCUGGCCAUUGUCGACCAGGAUGCCGUGCUGUACAGUGGGUCCGUCAAGGACAACAUCAUAAUGGGUGACGUGGACGACAUGGACGACCACGGCGAUGUCGACGACGUCCGCAUUGAGCGCGCCUGCCGCGAUGCCAAUAUCUGGGACUUUGUGACAUCUCUUCCCGAAGGCAUCAACACCCGCAUCGGCCCACGUGGCAGCCAGGUCUCGGGCGGCCAAAAACAGCGCCUCGCCCUGGCCCGCGCCCUCUUGCGCAAUCCCAAAGUCCUCCUCCUGGACGAGGCCACGUCGGCCCUCGACUCCCACUCUGAACAGGUCGUGCAGCAAGCCUUGGCCACCGCCGCCGCCGGCCGCACCACCGUCGCCGUGGCCCACCGCUUGAGCUCCAUUGCCCGCGCCGACCGCAUCUACGUCUUCGAACGCGGCUCUAUCGUGGAACAGGGCAACCAUGCCGAGCUGAUGGCCAUGCAGGGCCGCUACUGGGAAUAUGUCGGCAUGCAGAAUCUGAGCAGCUGA
This is a messenger RNA of Sporothrix schenckii 1099-18, 3963 nucleotides long. RefSeq names its product ATP-binding protein cassette, subfamily B (MDR/TAP), member 1. Gene Ontology annotation, cellular component: membrane. The transcript is spliced from 5 exons. Gene Ontology annotation, biological process: transmembrane transport. The record is from RefSeq and is a predicted model, not a curated record. The coding region runs from base 1 to 3963 and encodes 1320 amino acids. Lineage: Eukaryota; Fungi; Ascomycota; Sordariomycetes; Ophiostomatales; Ophiostomataceae. Gene Ontology annotation, molecular function: ATP hydrolysis activity; ATP binding; ABC-type transporter activity.